AUAUAAAUUUGCCUGCCAAGCGCCAUUAACCCCUUAAGAAGAAAACGUGAACAUUUCCGGUUUGGUCAGGAUCAAAAAAUCCAGACGAAGCGCCAAACUUUGAACCCGCACGUUCGGGGUGGAAUUUGAAGAUAAACGUGAUGGAGCACAAUUCAAUUAUAGUUUUAAGCGACGAUGAGGAUGAAGGCAAUUUCUCAAUGACCCUCAACGAUUCCUCUGUGCUUAUCGUUGAAAAUGAGACGAAAGGACCAGGUAAUCUUCGUUAUGUCAAUACUUAAAUAUGACAAAACAAAAGAGAUGUGCCCAGGCAUAUCGAGGAGGUGGAUGAGGACUUGGCCAUCACAUACUCCCAAACCGCAACAGUUCUUCCACAUGCUAGAUACGACUGUGUUCUGCCUUUCUGUCGAGAAGAGCAGAACGUCUCUGGACCUCUACAAGAUAAUGCUAAGCACUGUGAUCAGUGUUUCUGCUAUAUCUGUGACAAACUAGCCUCCAUGUGUGACUUUUGGACCAUUCCUGGCUUUUGCCACUGCAAUGCUCAUAAGCACAGCGUCUACUGGAAAGCCCUCCGUGACAAGUGCAUGAUGGGAUUUCUGCAUGAGCUGAACUUUACCUUUGAUCCAUCAGAAAUGGAUUCAGAUCUGCGGCGUGCAGAGACUUUACUGCAGAAAUUUGCUGGCAGUUUAGCAAUGAAAUAUGCAAAGUUUUUGUUGGGGAAUGAGAAUCCCAAUCAAAAGGACUGCCGCUGCUACUGUCAUCACAACAAAAAUGCCUUUACACAGAACCAGACCUUAGGAUGCAAAGGAUGCAGUGGACACCACUUUAAAAACCUGGAGUAUGAUUACAGUGGUGUCAGUCAUCAUCUUAAAAUGUUUUUCAACGGAGCAAAUGAAGAGAACCCCAAGACUUGUGUUGUUAUGCUUUUAGGGGCAAUCAAGCUUUUCAUCACCCACACAGCUCCUGGAAAUAUGCAUGCUAUUAAAACUGUAUCUGAAAUGGUGUCAAUGCUCCUGUGGAGGUUUAUGACGAAGGUGUGGACACUUUUAGUUGAAUUUGAUUUCUCUAGCACAUUUUUAAAGCACCUUGAUUCUUUCGUCCAGAGGAUUCCCAUGGCUGCAAACUGCACCUUGCCAAAAAGCCUAAGCGUGCUACCUUGGGAUGAUCCACUACUCUCUUCUGUAAUGAAAGGUCAGAACAUCACUGGAGAGAGGCAGCUCAAAGGUCGAAAGGUUCAGCUCUUGUGUGAACAUCUGACUGUGAUUCAAGCAAGAGUCUGUAAACUUCAGCGGCAAAACAAGUACAGAGAGCUGGCCCGCUACCUCAAAGUUGUCAGAUGCAUUAAUAAUCCAACGCUGCAGAGAAUGAGAGACUUGGUUCCCCUCUACCUGUGCAAGGUUGGAGACUACACGGGUGCAGUCCAAACCAUGUUAUCCCCAAUGCUUGGUGCUCCUUCCUCUGCCUCUCGACUCACACCUGCACAGUUCAGAGCUUAUCUGCGGAUUCUGACAUCAGGUCAUGCACCGGACAUAACACUGCCAGAGCUUGACCCAGAGAACGGUCAUGUGAUCACAUCAGAUCCUUUAUUGAGUACUAAGUGGACGCCCAUCGAAGGUGUAAAUUCCUUCAAGAGUAUGGAGGUGCUGAAGUUUGCACUGAGGGUUCUGGACUGCAACAGCACUGUUUUUGCAGAUCCGGAAUGCUGGGUGUAUCUGCUCAGCGUUGUCAGUUCCAGCUUUAUUACUCCAGAAGGACUGGUUGUUGGUGCAUUGUUUGCCGAGCCUGACAUCAACUUUCAAACGGUGACCAGAAAGGCUGCCAAUGCAAUUCUCGAGGAGCUGACAAGUACAUCGCGCAUACAGGUCCCCAAAACAUUUGAUAUUGGUUAUCCUGACCAAGCUAGACUGCUGUUGGCCGUUCAGGCUUUGACACUGCGUAUAUUCCACUCACAACUCCGCCCCAUCCUUGGUGUCAUCACUGUUUUUAGGUUGAACCACUGGGCGCUUCAUUGGUUCUUCAACAGUCUUCUGGUAAAGCCUAAUAUUCUGCAAUAUGUCCUGUCCUGCGUGCUGGAAGAACUGUCUCACGAACCCUACGAGAGAAAAUUGAGCGAAAGCGAUCACUCCCUGGUUGCUUACUUCCUCUGCAUGUUCUUCCUGGAAAACAGCAUUCUUCUAGAUGCUGCAUCCUAUCCCAUCAGUGGUCUGCUUGCGACUUGGGACGAAUCGCACAACCCUUGGCAAAUACGCUUGAGGCUGCAUCUUGAAUGCAAUGCUGCAAGACUCACUCAAGAAAAACGCCAAAUCCUGCAGCUCAUCCAACGCCUGAGAAAAUGACCCUGACUCAUCCUGAAGAAAAGAAUAUUUAUGGGUUUUAUUGUAGUUAAGAUCAAUUUUUUAUUUCUUAUACUUUUUAAUAAGGCUGAUUUUGUUAUUUGCACAGUUAUAUUCAGCAAACAGAGUUUCAAGUCUUUAAACAUUAGUGGUAUUGUAAAUAAAUAGUUAAGAUUCAAAUGCAAC
Danio rerio (zebrafish) is the source of this 2516-nucleotide messenger RNA. The record is from RefSeq and is a predicted model, not a curated record. NCBI's taxonomy places the organism in Eukaryota, Metazoa, Chordata, Actinopteri, Cypriniformes, Danionidae.